Molecule: messenger RNA, 1566 nt
Organism: Electrophorus electricus (electric eel)
Lineage: Eukaryota; Metazoa; Chordata; Actinopteri; Gymnotiformes; Gymnotidae
Gene: rwdd2b
Product: RWD domain containing 2B
Molecular function (GO): protein binding
Source: RefSeq, a predicted model, not a curated record
CAUGUUAGGUAUAGCUAACUUCACCCGAGUGUAAUCUGGGUUCUUUGCAGAACAGCCCAAGUGCAUAAUAACACAGUGAUUUGAAGAUUUUUAUUCAGGUUCAGUUAGUUACACGCGUUGACUUUAUAUUCAGUGUACAUGUGAUCAUUUAUGUGCCGCAAAUUAAGUCAACUUUGUUCAAUAUAACUAGCAGAUAUGCAAAGUUAAAGCUACCUCGCUAUAUUUGUGACACGUUGCUCGUGUGGUCUAGCUAGUUAAUUGUUAGCUAGUAACGCCCAAGGUAGCCUAGUUAGUCAUCUACAGUAGUUCUAUACUAUACUAUAGUAGCACUAUAACCGUAGUUAUAGUAUAGUUAUAGCUAUUUGUCGCCGGUUAGCUAAGCUGCACUUUUGGUCGCUGUUAAAUGCUGCAUCAUAUGCAGACAUGGCAUGUCCAGAGGAGGCAGAGGCUCAACUAGCAGAAAUAGAACUUAUGAGAAGUAUGUUCCCAAGCGAAGACGAAUUUGUAUUUGACCAGCUUGCCCACGCAGAACUUGGAGCUUAUGUGGAAGGAACCAGCGACACUCCGCCAAGCACAAGACCGGAAUUCUCAAUCAAGCUGAAGGUAGACACCUCGACAAUUAAAGAGACUAACAUUACACUAUCUUGUACCUACCCAUUCAACUAUCCAAAAGUGUUGCCAGAGAUCGCCGUCAGGUGCACCGAGCUUAGCCGGGCGCAGCAGUCUCGCCUGGUCGCGCGUUUGACCUCCUACCUGCGCGAGAGCUGCAGCGGAGACGUGUGCGCGCUCUCUGCCGUGGAGUGGCUUAAAGAUCACGCGCUCGAGUACCUCAGCAAGAGUGCCACCUGUAACGCCUCCGAGAAAGAAACGGCCGCUGCACCGACAAAGGAAACCUUCACCAGGCUCUGGAUCUACAGCCAUCACAUUUACAAUAAGAGCAAGAGAAAGAACAUUCUGGAAUGGGCUAAGGAGAUGAAGCUGUCCGGCUUUUGUAUGCCGGGAAAGCCAGGCAUUGUGUGUGUGGAGGGGCUGCAUCCUGCCUGUGAGGCGUUCUGGGCCAGGGUGAAAGUUUUGACCUGGAAGAGGAUCAUGAUUCGACACAGAGAGGAUGUUCCCCUGGACCCGGCUGUCGCCGGCAGCAGUGAGACUGAAAAAGUGGACUCGCUUCGAAGGUUCGCCGGCUUCGAGGAAGCCAUUUUUGACCCUCAUGGAAACAGGGGCAAUCAUAUGGACCUUGGGCAGCUCUUCCAGUUCCUCAGUGACAGGGGGUGUGGUGAAAUCUUCCAGCUGUACUUUGGGGUUGAAGGGAGAUAGGAGUUCAAAAUUGCAUGUGUAUGUCUCCAAAUUGCAUGUGUAUGUAUGUACAUGUGUAUGUGCAGCCUGAUUUCAGAUUAACACACCUCAUUGUGUGUUAAACAAUUGGUUCUUAUCAUUGCGUUAAGUACAAAUUUAACACAUUUCAUUUUAGGAGAUUAAUUUUGCAGUAACAUUCUAUGAUCAGGAAUUUUUUUAACUUUGAUUCUAUGCAUUAUUUCCGUUUAAUAUGGAAUAAACAUUUCUGAAUAA